UGAACUUUUCAUCAUCAUCACCUUCACAUUCUUCAUACUCUUUUGUUCUUAAUCUUUCUCUCUCCUCUCUCUCUCUUUCUCUCUCCUCAAUAAACACUUCACUACUUACUUGUUGGGCCUUGUUAAUUCAUUCUUCUCCCUUUGAAGAAACAUUCGAAUUUGUUUUUCUAGAGAAUUUCAUGUUCUUUCUUCAUUAUCCUCUCUCUUUCUCUCUCUUGAAUUGAGAAAAAGAUCGAAUUUUUCAGCCAAAUUCCAAAUGGGUAUGAAGAAUUUCCUCAUAUUUCUCCUCUACCUUGCAAACCCAUCAAUCUUUCUUUACCAAACCAUGAAAUUUGUGGCCGCCGACCAAACCCUAAUCCAGAAAACAUGCAGAAACACCCUUUACUAUGACCUCUGCAUGUCAUCCUUAAAAUCCGACCCCACCAGCCUCACCGCCGACACCAAGGGUCUCGCUGCCAUCAUGGUCUCCAUCGGUGUCUCCAACGCCACAGCCACCGCCACCUACCUCUCCACCCAGCUCCCAACCUCCGCCGGCGCCGCUGCCAACAACAACAGAACGAAGCUCUUAAGACAAUGCUCCGAAAAGUAUGGAUUUGCAGCGGAAGCCCUUCGAGCCUCUCUGAAGGACUUGGCUGAGGAGACUUAUGACUAUGCUUAUAUGCAUGUGUCUGCGGCGGCGGAUUAUGCCAAUGUUUGUCAUGAUGGGUUUAAAGGGUUCCCGACGGUGGCUUAUCCGGCGAAGCUUGGCCGGAGGGAAGAAGGGUUGAAGCGUAUUUGCAGAGUGGUUUUGGGGAUUCUGGAUGUUCUUGGUUGGUGAAAUGGUGAUCAUAAUUGAAUUGGGUUUUUGUUUUCGGCUUUUGCUUUUGUUGUUCUUCUUUUUAGAUGGUUUGUUGAUGUGUUUUUUGAAGAGAUUUAAUGACUCUUUUAUCUUUUCAGUUAUUUUACUUCUUCUAGAUUGAGAACUUGUGGAACUUGAAGCUUCGAAUAAUUAACUUUUUAUGUUUUUAUGUUCUUUAUUUAAUAGAAUGCUUUGUAUGUGUGUUUAUUAUUAUUA
Messenger RNA from Cucurbita pepo subsp. pepo (vegetable marrow), 1054 nucleotides. The record is from RefSeq and is a predicted model, not a curated record. NCBI's taxonomy places the organism in Eukaryota, Viridiplantae, Streptophyta, Magnoliopsida, Cucurbitales, Cucurbitaceae.